Xiphias gladius (swordfish) is the source of this 1746-nucleotide messenger RNA. RefSeq names its product tumor necrosis factor receptor superfamily member 12A. The coding region runs from base 323 to 691 and encodes 122 amino acids. Gene Ontology annotation, biological process: positive regulation of apoptotic process. Lineage: Eukaryota; Metazoa; Chordata; Actinopteri; Istiophoriformes; Xiphiidae. The record is from RefSeq and is a predicted model, not a curated record. Gene Ontology annotation, molecular function: protein binding. The transcript is spliced from 5 exons. Gene Ontology annotation, cellular component: plasma membrane.
GUACCGAAAUUCUAAUACCUCUGGUGGUUCAAUUGAAACCUUCACUUGAACUGAAGCGAAUGAAACCACAUACUAUGGUAGUGGAGUUUCCUGUGAGUCGGGGAGUGUGCACAGAGAAUCCGAGCAGUACAGUACAUAGGAAAUGACUCAUAGGAGUUGAACUGUUAGCGUGGGUGUGAGCGCUAUUAAAACAGGGCGCAGACUCCUCCGGGUGACUCACUCUGAUGCUCGCUUUUCCAUGCUGAAAACCAGCACGGAUUGUUAAUCAGAUGAACUUUCGGGAAUUGUGCAGCCGACAGCGAGCAGCUUUUUACGCGCAGACAUGAUGGCUUCAAACGCUCUCUGCGCGCUCUGCGGACUUAUUAUAGCGGCUGUGACUAAUUUCCACGCUGUGAGCGCACAGAAAAGUCAGUGUGGCAACUCAGAGUUUUGGAACUCAGAUUUGGAUGUUUGUGUGCCGUGCGCAUCAUGCAAGCAGUACCCCAAGACUCCAUCGUGCAACACAUGUAAACCUGUGGAGGACACACCUGAUGUGUGGAAACUGGCAGCCAUCACCAGUUUCUCAGUGCUGGCUGUCGUGCUGGUCGGCGCCGCGUUGAUCAUCGGGGUCAUGGUGCAUCGACGCAAGUCACACAAACGGCCUCUACGUGAACCCAUUGAAGAGACUGCGGGGCCACUUUAUCAAGCUUAAACAUUUUCACCUCAUCUUCCUCUGGAAACAGAUGUGACACAACCAAGCAGUGACUGGCCCAGAGCCGGACGCAGGAACCUCUGGACCAUGAAGUGUAUACCCGGACUGCAGGGUAUCUCUUGACCAGAAUUGGACCAUUUUAAUUUAUUAGACUGUUCAGUGAAGAGAUGUGAUCAGUUCUCAUGCUCAGUGUAGGUCUUCACAGUGACCACAGGAGUUCCAAGGAGCCGCUCCCACACCUCUGUAGGAAUAGUAACAACAUUAUAUUGGAGUGGUAUCAUUUUCCGAUUUUGUGUGCCUGUAUAUUUCACGUAAAUGAGAUUUUGAUCUGGAAGACCUUUGUGGGUUUACAGAUAUUUGAUUCAGAAUCCAGAUAAAACAACAAUCCAUGCUUCUGUUUUGUAUUGUGCUGUUCUCCAGCAGGACUCCAAUGAAUGUAACACAGCUACUGCUGCCUGCUGGGCUGCAGUUUGAUCCCCUGCUAUUCUGCGGGGGUUAGACGGGGUCUCUCUGCUGGCUAUUUACCACAACAGCCUCUCAAAGAUAAACCACAUGUGAAUAAGACAUACUGUUAGGCACAUUAAGGCCAUUUGAAUGUAACUACUUUUUAGGUGAAAUGUAUUCUAGCCUUUGUCCCUGCCAGUUCUUUUAGAAGCCUGAUACAGUGAUAAAGCUGUUGAUUACGGGAGCAAACUGUACUCAUGCACUGUUCCAGGUCGCCUGAGACCAACACAGGCCCUUUAUUGCAGGUCAUAACAAUAUUGUCUUGUUUGUUUCAAUAUUUUUAGCUGAGUUUUUGAUGAUUUAAGAUGAUUUUUUUUAUUAUUACCAGCCCAGAAUGCACACAUUACCAUCCCAGCGUUUGUAGGACAGGAUGUUUGAAACACUAGACACACAAUCCCAAACUGCUAACAUGUGGGAAUGUUGCAAGGAAUGUACUGUAGUGAAGAAACUGAUACCUACAGUGUUUUAGGUGGAGCUACACAAUCAUGAAGCUUGCCAAUUCUGACCUGUCAAAUGAUUUCAGAUCUGAAACAAGGCAAAAAAAAAAAAAA